GACGACGCGGCAGCGUACGCGGAGGCCGGCAAGCCCUUUCCGUCCACAACUCACGACGGACUGGCCGUCGCGACCUUCGGCGGCGGCUACUUCUGGGGUCUGCAGCUCGCGUUCGACCGGGAGCCCGGCGUCGUCGACUCGGUCGUCGGCUACACGCACGGCCACGCCGAGCGGCCGACGUACGCGGACGUGUGCGACGAAACCACCGGCCACACGGAGGCCGUGCUCGUGAAAUAUUCGCCGGAAAUCGUGUCGUUCGCGCGCCUCGCGGCCGUGCUGUUCGACGUCGUCGGCGAUCCCACGACGCUCAAUCGCGUCGGCCGCGACCGCGGCACGAACUACAGGACGGGCAUGUAUUGUCACAGCGACGCGCAGCUCCGCGACGCCGAGGAGGCGUUCGAUGUCGAGGACCGGUCCUGGCAAUCCAGCGGUCGAAAAGUCGUCACAGAGGUGAAGCGCGCCGCGGUCUUCUGGCCCGCGGAGGCCGUCCACCAGCGCUACCUGGAGAACGGCGGCCGCUUCGGCCGGCCGCAGUCGGCGGCCAGGGGCUGCACGGACGAGAUACGCUGCUAUGGG
Molecule: messenger RNA, 576 nt
Organism: Aureococcus anophagefferens
Lineage: Eukaryota; Pelagophyceae; Pelagomonadales; Pelagomonadaceae
Exons: 1
Molecular function (GO): peptide-methionine (S)-S-oxide reductase activity
Source: RefSeq, a predicted model, not a curated record